AUGAGUAGAGGAGACUCCGAUUUUAAAUAUUUACCAGAUGGAUUGUCAUUUAUAAAGUGGAUUGACAAUAAAGCUGUGUUCACUUUAUUUCCAACUUUCAUGGGUCAGAAAUUACAAAUGAAGUACGUACCUAUAAUUUCAAUGGUGUCCAAACGAAAACAUCUAACUUUAACAGAAAGAAUCAAAUUGUUAGAUUUUUACCAAAAAGAAAAUGUGAGUGCACGUACUCUUGCAGAUAAAUUUGGAAUAGGAAGAACUCAAGCCACCGACUUAAUAAAAAACAGAGGAACGAUUUUAAAAUUAUGGAAAUCUCACGGUAAUGAUCAAAUGAAAACUACAAAACGUCGUAAAACCGAAUCAGGCAAUAUCAACGAAGUUAUAUACGAAUGGUUUUGUGCAGAUCGUGCUAAAAAUAUUCCAAUCAGUGGACCAAUACUUAAAGAAUAGGCUUUACAAGUAAGUAAAGAAUUUGAAUGUGAAAAUUUUAAAGCGUCAAAUGGUUGGCUUGAUAAAUUUAAACCACGC
Messenger RNA from Sipha flava (yellow sugarcane aphid), 525 nucleotides. Its product is annotated as jerky protein homolog. The record is from RefSeq and is a predicted model, not a curated record. Bases 1 to 447 code for a protein of 148 amino acids. The transcript is spliced from 2 exons. NCBI's taxonomy places the organism in Eukaryota, Metazoa, Arthropoda, Insecta, Hemiptera, Aphididae.